GACUGGUGCUCGCUCAUUUGAUCUUCUUCUUGGAUCUCAACUGGUUGCUUAUUCUUUUCACAAUUCACGAAUCAUCUUUAUCUUAAUUAAAUUUCGUAGCAGAAGUCAUCAAAGAUGGAUGGCUCAAUGGUCAAUAAUACCUCCGCGAAGCAUCAAAAAUCAAAUGAAGUGUAGGUUCCUCCUGGAUGUUUUCCAGCGAAGAUCAAUCUCUGCUGAUCUGGAGAAUCAGACCAGGUUACGUAAUUGCCCCGCUUCACAGUAUAUAAGAGACCUUGUUCUUUAUACUCAAAUUCAUUAGUUUGUGGAGAAAAGCAAAAGGAAAAAAAAAUCGCCAUCAUCAAUCCAUGUCGUCUUCGAGACUCCCAGGAGAUAUCAUGGUUGAUAUUCUUACGAGGUUACCAGUGAAAUCCAUUUUGAGAUUUAAGUGCGUGUGCAAAUCAUGGUGUCAGCUAUUCGAUGACAUAAAGUUCUGCAAAAGGCACUAUGAUGCCCAGAAGAAAAGCAAUAAUCCGAUUAAGAUUCUUGCUUGCAAGGGAAACGUCCUGUAUUCCAUAGAUGCUUAUAACUCAAUACUAUCUGGGGCUGUUGAGAUUGGCGAUUACCCGUUCUACAACAAAAACAAGUAUGAUAAAAAGUAUGAGUCUGCCCUCGGUAUUGUGGGUUCUUGUAAUGGCUUAGUUUGCAUACGUCCAACGCUAGAUCUAUUUUGCUUUUGGAAUCCGUCUACUAAGCAACACAAGAUUGUACACAAGGUACAACUGCUUGAUGAAAACCAAACGCCACUCUCCUGGUGUAUGUAUGGAUUCGGUUAUGACCUCAAGACUCAGGAUUACAAGUUGGUGAGAUUUGAAAGCUUUUAUGAUAUAACUCGUGCCACUCAAACCAAGGUCUAUUCAUUAGCAUCAAAUUCGUGGAGUACUGCUCUGCAUAACAUCCCUUAUACAAUCCCUUGCCGAGCAGAGCAAAGACCAUUGUACUUCAACGGAGCUCUUCACUGGUUAACAGACGACUCCAAAGUUUUACUUUCUUUUGAUCUUGGAGACGAGACAAUUCGUGAAGUUCCGGGGCCAUUAUUCAAUAACAACAGCUAUCGCAAAUAUGUGGACGUGUUGGGAGGGUGUCUUUGCAUCACAUGUAUCAUCCCGAGGGAUCGCGGCGAUGUAUGGGUUAUGAAGGAGUAUGGAGUGACAGAAUCUUGGUCUAAAGUAUUCACCAUUCCUCAACGAGCAAUAAAUUUUUCCCACUUCAGGCCGAUGGAGUAUGUACGAAAUCGAGAACAAAUUCUGCUAAGUGUUCGAUUAAAAAAUACAAAUAUCAGCAAUGUCUUAGUUUGCUAUAACCCAAAGCGCAAAAGGGCAGAAAUUCUAAAGAUCCAUGAGAGUACUGAUCCCGAAUGGUUGUUUGCCUAUACUUAUGAGGAGAGUUUAUUCUCUGCACGCCAUAAGCAGAACUCAGGUGGUAUUUUCCAUUUUUUGGAGGACGACCAAGUCGAACAAGAAGAAGCGUUGAUGUCAAAACAUGAUCACAAGAGAAGAAAGAUUGCAAGUUGAAGAGUUCCAAUAUAUGAAGAUCAUGAUCAAGGUUCUUUAUGCAAUUUUGAUUUAUGUCCUCUGUAGGAUUCCUGAACCUCCAGGUGUUACAAAUGGUGUUGAACUGUGGAUCGACGACUGUGAGUUGAGAAAAUGUUACAUAGAGGAGCAGUGCUAUGACUACUGCAUAUUCGUCCAGUAAUGGAGGCCGUUGAAGAGUUCAAGACAGAGAUCCACAGUUAUACAUUCUUAGAUUUUUCUUAAUAAAUGAUAUUUAUAAGUUUGUACCUGGGGUCUAAUUUGUAAUGGAAAAAUGAAACAUUUUUUUUUUAAAUUUUUCUAUUC
Messenger RNA from Papaver somniferum (opium poppy), 1874 nucleotides. RefSeq names its product F-box/kelch-repeat protein At3g23880-like. NCBI's taxonomy places the organism in Eukaryota, Viridiplantae, Streptophyta, Magnoliopsida, Ranunculales, Papaveraceae. The transcript has 2 exons. Bases 345 to 1550 code for a protein of 401 amino acids. The record is from RefSeq and is a predicted model, not a curated record. Gene Ontology annotation, molecular function: protein binding.